AUGCAGCUCCCGGGCCACAGCCAGCGCAGCAUUGUGUGUGCAUUCUUGGUGCUUGGCCUUGUGAAUUUGUCGCUGGCAUCAUUGGGCGACCGGCUCCCGGAUUUUCGCGAGUGUGUGAAGGUCUGCAUCGAGGAGAAUUGUGAUACCGGCCAGGGUACAUUGCCUCUGCAUCUGCGACUGCUGUUCUGGAAUUGCCCAUCGGAGUGUGACUACACUUGCCAGCAUGUCAUCACCGACCGACGCAAGGCGCGCGAUCCGCCCAUGAUUGAGCCGGUGGUGCAGUUCCACGGCAAAUGGCCGUUCUAUCGCUUCUUGGGCAUUCAAGAACCCUUUUCCGUGCUCUUCUCGCUGCUGAAUUUUCUGGCCCACCGCGAGGGCAUGGCCCGGCUCCGCGAGAAGAUCCCGGCGCACUACCCUCUUCGACCGUACUACUUGGGAUUUGGCUAUUUCGGAUUGGCAAGCUGGAUCUUCAGCAUGAUCUUCCACACGCGAGACUUCAACGUGACGGAGAAACUGGACUAUUUCGCCGCCGGCGCCAGCGUUCUCUACGGGCUGUACUAUACUCCCAUCCGGGUCUUCCGGCUCGACCAAGACGACCCCGUGAAGAAGAGCAUCCUGCGCAUCUGGACGGUGCUGUGCGUUCUGCUGUACGUGGCGCAUAUCACGUACCUCACGGCCUGGAGCUGGGACUAUACUUACAACAUGGCGGCCAACGUUGUGGUGGGCAUCGUGCAGAAUAUCCUGUGGAGCUGGUUCAGUGUGUCGCGGUAUCGCAGGCUGCAGAAGUCAUGGGCAGCGUGGCCUGGGAUGAUUGUUGCUUGGAUCAUCAUGGCCAUGAGCCUGGAGCUGUUUGAUUUUCCUCCAUUGGGCGGCAUGAUCGAUGCCCACAGUCUCUGGCACCUAGGGACGGUGGUCCCCACGAUUUGGUGGUACAGCUUUCUCGUCAAGGAUGCUCAAGAAGACCUGUCCAGCCAACGAUUGAAAGCAUGA
Capronia epimyces CBS 606.96 is the source of this 990-nucleotide messenger RNA. RefSeq lists its product as uncharacterized. The coding region runs from base 1 to 990 and encodes 329 amino acids. Lineage: Eukaryota; Fungi; Ascomycota; Eurotiomycetes; Chaetothyriales; Herpotrichiellaceae. The transcript is spliced from 4 exons. Gene Ontology annotation, molecular function: hydrolase activity, acting on ester bonds. The record is from RefSeq and is a predicted model, not a curated record. Gene Ontology annotation, biological process: GPI anchor biosynthetic process. Gene Ontology annotation, cellular component: endoplasmic reticulum membrane.